Messenger RNA from Jatropha curcas, 1014 nucleotides. Its product is annotated as Ribosomal protein L6 family. Gene Ontology annotation, biological process: translation. Gene Ontology annotation, cellular component: ribosome. Lineage: Eukaryota; Viridiplantae; Streptophyta; Magnoliopsida; Malpighiales; Euphorbiaceae. The record is from RefSeq and is a predicted model, not a curated record. Gene Ontology annotation, molecular function: rRNA binding; structural constituent of ribosome.
UCCGUGAAUUGCCAAAUUGCUGGAUAACAGUUGCUCUGGAGUAUGGAUAGCCCAUCUGUUCUUUUUUUUCUUAUCAAAAAGAAAGUAGCAAAGGUUUCAGUGAUGCUCGAAGGCUGUUGAUAAUGGCUUCUUCAGUUACCUCCUCUUUUCAAACCAGCAAUCUGAGAUCUGUGUUUUUGGGUGAGAGAAAUGGAGUUGGUGUGCCUAUUGCUCCUACAACUCGUGUUGGGUUCUUGAGAAAGAUGAUAGUAUGUAAGGAGUCACGAAUAGGGAAGCAACCGAUUCAAGUGCCUACCAAUGUGACAAUCACAUUGGAUGGCCAAGAUUUAAAAGUGAAGGGUCCUUUGGGGGAACUUUCAAGAACUUAUCCUCGAGAAGUCAAGCUUGAAAGAGAUGAGAAUGGAGUUAUCCGGGUUAAAAAAGCACUGGAGACGAGAAGAGCAAACCAAAUGCAUGGGCUUUUCAGGACACUUACCGACAACAUGGUGGUGGGAGUGUCAAAGGGGUUUGAGAAAAGACUGCAAUUAGUUGGUGUCGGUUAUCGUGCAACAGUAGAAGGAAAAGACUUGGUAUUAAGUCUUGGAUUUUCUCAUCCAGUUAGAAUGACAAUACCUGAUGAUCUAAAAGUGAAGGUGGAAGAAAACACGAGAAUCAUUAUUAGCGGAUAUGAGAAAUGCAACAUCGGCCAGUUUGCUGCUUCUAUUCGGAAAUGGCGGCCUCCUGAACCAUAUAAAGGUAAAGGUGUGAGGUAUGCCAAUGAAGUUGUAAGGUUGAAGGAAGGAAAAGCAGGGAAGAAGAAGUGAUCGAUGCAUUUCUUUGUUGUAUUUUGUCCUAUGUGCAGGAUGUAUUUCAGUGAUUUGUUUUGUUGACAAGCAAAUUUAUUUUACAUUUCAUUUGCGUUUUCUGUUAUGGGUUAGAUUAUUGCAGAAAGCGAUGUAGAAGCUAGUGCAAUCAGAAGCCUUGAAACAAAAGUCUAAUAUAAAAGGCGGUUUAGUCGUCAUUUCUUAUUUUUUA